This is a messenger RNA of Baudoinia panamericana UAMH 10762, 2027 nucleotides long. RefSeq lists its product as uncharacterized. NCBI's taxonomy places the organism in Eukaryota, Fungi, Ascomycota, Dothideomycetes, Mycosphaerellales, Teratosphaeriaceae. The coding region runs from base 360 to 1805 and encodes 481 amino acids. The record is from RefSeq and is a predicted model, not a curated record. The transcript has a single exon. Gene Ontology annotation, molecular function: oxidoreductase activity; FMN binding.
AGCCCAGCGUCUUAGGACAAGGCAAUGAAUAGGCACAACUUUUGGCGUGCCCGGGCGAGAUAAGAUUGCUUUGCGCUACUGCUAUUCCCGCCGCCUACCCGUUAUGCCGCUGAUAAGCCAUACUGCACUUGUGCAGGCCAAACUCAGUCCUCGGACUCGCACGCUGCAGUGGCUACUGUAUGGGCGGCUCUAGAACGGUACUGCCAUGGCCCCCUAUCAGUGUCGAUUCAAUGGCUUCUGUUCGUUAUUGCAGCUCCGUGGUAAGUACGAGCUCUUUGAUCCUUCUCUACCGAACGUCGUACCAUUUCUGCCUUGUCAGCUACUCGUGGAUCAAUAUGUCACAGACUAAGACCCAAACAAUGGCCACAUCUCCUUCUCACCCUCCCAAUGCCCUCGACAUCAUUGCUCAACCACUUACCCUACCAUGCGGCCUCACCCUUCCCAACCGUCUCGUGAAAUGUCCAAUGCAAGAGACCCAAGCGGAGGCGCCUUGGUUCGAUCCACCACUCUCAACCUUUAAGAACCUGUACAGCCUCUGGGCCAAGUCGCAGUACGGUCUGCUCAUCACGGGCCAAGUUCAGAUCGACCGACGUUUCUUCUCCAUCGCCGGUGAUGUAUGCUGCCAUGAGAAGUCCCCAGAGCCAGAGAGAUUGCAGAUCUGGAAGGAGUGGGCGCGGAUCGCACAGAAAGAUGGCACGCCGUGUAUCGUACAGCUUGCGCAUCCGGGACGCAUGAGCCCCGCGGGCGCCGGUAUCAGGCCGAAGGACAUGAGGACGCUGUGUCCCAGUGAAGUGCCGGUAGAGCUGGGCGACACUUGGCUAGAUAAGAUGGCUCUGCAGUCUGUGCUCGGAACGCCGAAGGCUAUGACGAUCGAAGACAUAGACGAAGUGGUUGGGAUGUGGAUUCGCGGUGCUGAAGUCGCGAGAGAUGCUGGAUUUGCUGGCUGUCAGCUCCACGGCGCGCAUGGCUUUCUGCUCUCCCAGUUCCUGUCUCCUCGAACAAACAAGCGGACUGACGAAUACGGCGGAACGCCGGAGAAGCGCAUGAAGUUACUGAAACGCCUCGUUACGGAGAUCAGAGAGCGAUGCCCGCGACCGUACUGCCUCAGUGUCAAGCUCAACAGCGCAGACUACAUGGACAAAGGCGAAGGUCUUGAGGUCGAGGAAGGCCUCGAGCAGGUCCGAUGGCUGCGUGAGUGCGGCAUGGUGGACUUCGUGGAGAUCAGCGGCGGGAACGCCGAGCAGAAGAACAGCGGAUUGCAUAACUCUUUCGGCACAAAGACUGCAGAGCGAGCGAAGAAGAUGAACGAGAGCACGCGCAUACGGGAGGCCUUCUUCACGGACUUCGCGGACAAAGUGAUGGCUAUGCCAUCUGACGUGCCGGUCCAACUCUCUGGAGGCUUCCGCACGAGGACAGGCAUGGCUGAUGCGAUCUACAGCCGGUCCUGCGACCUCAUUGGACUUGGACGGUCUGCGGUUCUCGAGCCCGAGCUACCGCGUAAGAUCCUGCUUAAUCCUGAGUACGACGACGAAGGCGCGCUUGCGAAAAGCCAUAUCAUCCGCGGACAAUGGCUAAGCAAGGCCAUACCGGUGAAGGUCAUUGGUGGUGGCCUACCCAUCCAGUUUUUCUACUACAACAUGCGAAGGUUGGGCAAGGGGCUAGACAGCGACCCCGACAUCAGUCUGCUGGGCAUCAUACUGAUGGGUAUCUACGAAACCCUAUUUAGCGGCGUGCUGCAGACGUUGCAGAGGAUUGUCGCCGGCUUCAGUAGCAACCAGGCUAGCGGAAGGGUCAAAGUUGCGUGAACGACUGGAUGAUGGAGCGGUAAUCGAGGCCUCCUGACGAGCACUACGACAACGAGUUCAGGAUCAGUGUUCACAGAUGUCAGCUGCGAAAUGUUUGCUUUCAAGUAGAACUUACAGUUAGAGGCGUUUAGACCGAACUGUUUAGCGUAGCGGCACGUGAGGGAGACUCUCCGGCAAGCGAAGUGCGGCUCUGUGAACCUUUCCACAGUUCUUUCGAUCGAC